This is a messenger RNA of Alternaria alternata, 445 nucleotides long. RefSeq lists its product as hypothetical. The record is from RefSeq and is a predicted model, not a curated record. NCBI's taxonomy places the organism in Eukaryota, Fungi, Ascomycota, Dothideomycetes, Pleosporales, Pleosporaceae. The transcript has a single exon. Bases 89 to 382 code for a protein of 97 amino acids.
CUACUUUCGUUAAUUCGCUAUUCAAUCAACUCUUUUUUUCCUACCAUCUUCUUAACGGUUCGGUGGUAUAUGUGGGAACUGGUAUGGUAUGCAUGGUUAUGAGACAUUCCACGUUUCGGAUUAUCCACGCAGGAGUUGUUUACAUUUGUCAUUCUGGGCUUGGCGUACUUGGGUAACUUGCAUCUACGCGCUUCACUUUCUCACGAUAGUUCGGCAUUCAUCUUUCGCGGUACUUGUUAGCGGUAGUGAAUGGAACAAAAAAUAUCCACAUUUUCAAUCUCCACAUAGCUCUAGACAACUCAUUGUGAUGUGUACUUUCAGCGAGCAUUACCCUUGCGCAUGUUUAGUCCUGAUAUCUCGCUUGCGGUACUUACCUUCUUAAUCCGGCCUGUUAAGCGAGGGGUGUCAAACACGACAGUCCACCUCACCUUCCAUACAUUUGCAU